Molecule: messenger RNA, 5581 nt
Organism: Ceutorhynchus assimilis (cabbage seed weevil)
Lineage: Eukaryota; Metazoa; Arthropoda; Insecta; Coleoptera; Curculionidae
Source: the annotation of a GenBank genome assembly
GUUGCUCUCUGCACUUCCCUCGUCACUACCAAGAGACGUAGAAGAAACGGUUUCUUCCUCAGUUAACUCUUCAGUGGUACUUUCGUCCGAAGCCAAAGAUUCCGAGUCGCCUGCGCUAUUUCGAUUACCAAACAAGCUCAACAAUCCCAUUCUAGGCCGAGGAGGGAUAAUUUCGAAUCCGUCCCACCAAAAAGUUUCCUUGCAAACGAAUUUUUCAGAAUUUACGUUGGAGUCUGAAAAUUGUUAUUUUUUUAACGAGUGCGCAAAGUGAUACUUUCCCGCACGUUGGUUAGCUAAAAGCGGGAAAGACGCUUUGCGCACAAUAUUUUUUCUGCUAGCAUAAACAAAGUAGAAACGAAACCCUUUAAAAGUGCAUAAACAAUAUACAAAUGAAAAAAAAGCUAUUUUGCGCACGCAAAGUAUGUACUAUGACGUCAGUUUAACCAGAUUUUGGGUUGCCAUGUUGGUUGAUAGCUGAAAUACGCCUUAUCGGUUGCGGCUAACUUCACACAAAUGUCAAACAACUGUUCAUUGAUUAUAUUACAAUAAUAUUUUGAUUUUUUUAAAAAUAAAUACUUAUUGAAUUUGUAUUAAUUUAUUUCAAAUUAGAAAGAUCUAAGUAUUAUCUAUAGAUAUAAUAAAGUGUAUUCUGUAGAAUUAUGGGGCCUCCGCCCAUUGUGACAGGUCUGUCUCCAAACGAGGGCCCACCCGGGACUCGAAUCAAGAUAAGAGGAGAAAAUUUGGGAAAAUCUCCUCAGGAUUUAGUGGGGCUCACGAUUUGCGGUGUGGAUUCUUUAUUGACAGCGGAAUGGAAAUCGGAAAAUAAAAUUAUCGCUAUAUCGGGACCCAUUAAAGGAAAAGGUGAUAUAAUUGUUACCACUAGAUCCGGAGGGGUAGGAUCUUGUAAUGUAACGUUUAAAGGAUAUCACAUUGCCACCAUUGGGCCUAUGAAAGAAAGUGCUGUAUGGGUGGAAGAAACUGAAUUGUUUACAUGGGGAAGGCACUCCUUAUCCCCAAGUAGCUAUCAACAAGAAGAUCCUUUAGGGCUAUCGGUUGAGGACGCUGAGAAAAAAAUUCCAGAAGAUGACUUGUUGCAAUUUUACCCUACCAGAAAUGGAGACAUAACCAGCAACGAUUUUUCAGCUGGAUGGUUCCUUUUGGAAAAUCAUCAAACUACUAGCUUUAAUGAUUUACAUGCUGGUCUUGUCCACUUACGUCGCAAAGUCCAAGGCCAAAAAGAAGGUCAAUUAUCCUUCCUCAAAGCGAACAUAGGAGCUGUCAUGGAUCAAAUUGAUACUUUAGUGAAUCUAAAAGACCGCUACGAAGCUGAUUUGCCAAAGUUGGGCCACGAACCGACUUUAAAACUGGAAAAGGCUAUUAAAGAAUCUGAGCACGAAGCUAGAAAGUUAUUUGAUGAAGUCUUGAAUAGGAAAGAUCGAGCAGAGAAAACUAGGAAUGCUUUAAAUGUGCUAACAAGAUUUCGUUUCCUCUUUUGUCUGCCUUGCGUCAUUGAUAGGAACAUUAAAAAAGGAGACUACGACAUUGUAAUCAACGAUUAUAUUAGAGUAAAAAAUUUAUUUCACAAAACUGACAUUCCAAUUUUUAAAGCAGCUUUAAAUGAAAUAGAAAAACGCAUAACAGAUUUGCAAACAAAAUUACAUCAAGACCUACAAAAUAUGCCCAUUACCGUUGAACAACAAAAGAGACUUAUAAGGUAUCUUGUAAACUUGGAGUCUCCCUUUGAUGCUGCUUGGGAUGCAAUUAAAGCCCGUUCAGAAUACAUAAGCAAAAAAUUCGGCCUCAUCCACAACUACCAUAAAUCUUUAGAAAAACCAGACUCGAAAUCAAAAAGCGGAAGCGCUUCCAAAUACUCCAAAUACAACAAAUCGCCAAACACAGAAAUCACCAUAAUUCCAGCUUGUGUAAACUUUACUGAUGAAAUUUGCCUGAGCAUUACAGAAACGUUUCCAGAUUUAUGGAAAAUUGGCCAGUCAUAUUUUUCAGGUGAAUUGCAAGUUAAAAUUGAAGCUGGUAGACAAACUGAAUACAAACAUAUGGUUAUGAACGUGAUUGAAACUUAUUGCAAAUAUGUCAGAGGAAGUCUUAUACCAAACACUUUGGAUAAAACCGAAAGAGCUCAAUACGGAACUCUUACUUUACCAGAACGCGAUGAAAUGGCCCUUUAUUUGCCAGAACUUUUACAUUCAGUUAGAUCAGCGUAUUCUACCUUCAUAAAAUUAGAUUUGCCCAGUGAAGCCUUGGACCUUGUCAAUUUAGUAUUGUUGGACUUAAGAAUCCAUUGCAUGAGCAUUAUGUUCCAACAAACCACUGAACAAAUAAAGCAAUUAACAGAAAAUUGGAAAAUUAACUAUACAGGAAAAUUCACUGGAGUCACAGAGUUGCCAUUGAAGUUUUUAAAUUUGAUUGAAGAUAUGAUGAAAGCUGUUAAAGAAUCUGUUCUGUCUAUUGAGCAAAGGGAAAUCAGUUUAUUGGAAAAUCAAAUGGCUCAAAAAGAGAUGGAGAAGCAAAUGAACAAUAUGUUGAUAGCGUUUCAUAAUGUCUUAAAUAAUCUUUCUUCAAGUGAAGAUUAUGACGAAUGUGAAAAUGGAACCCCAGUGGUGUCCCAAUUAAUUGGCACGCCAGUAAGCUCACACAAAACAAGCAGUAAAAGUAACAUUCCCAUAUGGGAACACAGACUUUUGAUCAUUUUGUCAAAUUGCUUAUUUACUAAAAUCACUGUUUUGGAUAUGUUGGUAACUAAAUUCAAAGAAAAUGGGUUCCCGCCAUUGCAAACUUCUCUUUCUUCAGCCAAAAUUAAGUUGGAACAACUAGAAAAAUCCAUUUUGGAUAAAUAUUUAGAGCAAAAAAGCGAUCCAUUGGUUGGAACAAUUGAACCUUCUAUGUACUUGGGGCGAUUCGAUUGGCACUUGUCAAUUCCUCCAAAUGACAUUCGGCCUUAUGUAAAAGAAUGCAUCAACAACUUAAUAAACGUCCAUUCAGAAAUCAUUCACAUUUCUCCUACCCUUCUAAAUGCAGUUUUGCCUCAAGUAGUUGAAACCGUAGCAGAAGAACUUUACAGAUUAAUGUCGUGCGCUCAAAGAUUUUCUAGAGAAGGAGCUGUACAAGCUAGAGCAGAUAUCAUUGCACUUCAAGAGUUUUUAGAAGGUUAUAGUACUGAAAAGGCACAACAUUAUUUCAAGGAAGCGAUUGAAGUAGUACCGCCACUAGAUAGGACAGAUGAAAUAAUUGUAGAAGAUAUUUUGAGGCAAUGUAGAGCUAGGAUGAAGAUACAAGUUAUGUGUUUGAGGAAGGCUUAAGUAGAAAGUUGGCUGAGGAAUUUUGGUGCUACAAUCUUAUUCUUAAAUUGUUAUUAUUGAAUUGUAUACUAAUGAUAAAGUUGCUAGAUAAUAAAUUAAAUUGAAUUAAUAAAUUAUAAAAUCUUUCAAAGUUAUUUGAAUAUUUAUUUGGAAAUUAUAGGCACAAGUGAAGUGAAUCAUCAUCAGUAGUUACAUCCAUACUUGAAUAAUAUGCUUGUCCUGUCUGGUCCCUAAAUUACCGAUUGUAUGUGAAUAUGCUAGAAAGGGUUCAGAUAGGUUUUCUUAAACAUAUAGGCUAUAGGUUAAGAAUCCCUGUUGAAAAUAUUAAUUUCGAUGAAUUAUCUGUGUUAUUACACCUUCCUACAUUAGAAAUCCGCAAGAAAAAUCUUGGCAUAUGCUUUUUGUAUAAAAUUGUAAAUAAUUUAAUUGAUUGUCCUCUUUUGUUAGAUUAUAUAAAUAUUCAUGUACCUGCAAUAAAUACACAACAGAAUGAAAUAUUCAAUAUAUUAUAUCACAGGAUAAAUUAUGGCUAUUUUAGUCCUAUAUCAAGAAUAGAAAAUACAACAGGGCGUUUAGUAGCAGAUGUAAUUUUAGGUAGUAAAUUUAUUGUUCAAUUAUCGGGAAAUUUAAGAUAUUAUUUAAUUAUUGUUCAGAAAUUUAUAUUGUUCUUAAUGAUACUGGCUGGUCCAUUAAUAAAGAAUUUAUUUAUCAUUGGGUGAAAAGGGGCAGAAGAUACUGGUUCUUGUGAUAUGAGCAGUAGGUACCUCAGAAAAAAAACAUAUUCAGCAAAAAAUCCUAAUUAAUCUGCUAAAUUUGCUGGAAACAAGAUUAAGAACAAAGAUCUACGAUUCAGAAAACCAACGCCUUACAGAAUCCUCCAGAAAUUUCUUAAGUAGAGUGUGUCAUCAGAAAACUCAGUCAGUCAGCAUGGUAAAUAUGUUAGGUAAUCAUUUUCAGAUGCCAAUGACUAAUCUUCCACUACAUAAAUAUUAAAAAAUAUACGUAUGAAUAAUCACUUUUAUUGUGUAAUUCUAGGUACAUUGAAUAGUGACAAAAAUACACAUCUAUAUAAAUUAUAAAUCUAAAUAUAAUUUUAUGUUUCCAAAAUUCAAUUUUACAUAAAAACUGUACAAACUCCUUAUUAAGUAAUUUGUAACAAAAAAAUUAUCAUGAUUUUCUCAUAGUCAACAUAGUGUUAAUUUCCCAAACGAUUCUUCUCAAAUGAUCAAUUACUUCUUUAAGUUGUUUGUUCUUCAAAAUUACUUGUUCCAUUACUUCUUUGCUUUCUUCGCAAGCUAAUCUAUACGCUUCAGAAUUCUUUUUUUCUUCGUGCUUUGGAUCUAACUCAUCUUUAAAAGGUAUAAGACUUUCAAUAUGAGUAUAUUCCAUCCCUUGAAUCUGGCAGUUUUCAUUACAUUUUUCAUAUAUUAACCUCAGUCUUUUAAAAAGUACUCUGAUAGUUCUUAGUAGUUCUUGCACUUUGGCCUUUUUCUCAUUACUGGCAUUAGCCGACUGAGCCGUACCAGCAGGAGGCUGUAUGGCUUUCAAAGUCUGAAAAACUUCCUGAGUACGACUAACAAUAUCUUGAACAGUUUCCUGGCCUAAACGACACAAAGAAGCAGUGUUAAAUUCCUUGGAUUGCUGCUGUUGCUGGGGAGUAUGGCUUUGAGGCGGAGUCGGAGUUACUCCGGGUGUUUGAGAACCAGGGUGCAUUUGAUGAUUGAGGUUUGGAUUGAACUCGUUCAUUGGCGUAUUGAUAGGACUCAUUGCUCCACCCAUUGGGUUAGCCAUUUGGCUGAUCAUAGGAUUGCCUAAUUGAGGAAUUUGCCCGCCCAUUUGAUUGGGCAUUGAUGUUUGCAUAGGUCCAGCACCUAAGCCUGUUUGCAUGGGACCACCCAUUUGCGAAUUGAUGGGGCUAAUAGCGCCACUUAAGGGGUUGUUUAGUUGGGACAUCAUUGGAUUUCCUAGCUGAGACAUUUGACCGCCUAUUUGAUUGGGCAUUCCAGAUUGCAUACCAGGACCAUCCAUGGGGCUUUGCAUCGCAUUUGGGCCAAAGGAGGUUCUUAGGCCGCUCUGAUUUGGAUUGUUCAUGUUUUGCAUGAAAUGGUGCGAUGGAGCACUCAUUUUUUAGUUGGUGUCGGCACUUACUAAGUAUUAAUAUAGGAAAAGUUGUUACAAAUACCGAAAAUAUCCAGGAAAAACCAAGAGGCGAAAUUCAAGACAUGAAAAUUUAAGCACAAACAAACCUAAAAACUAAACAUUUU